Molecule: messenger RNA, 612 nt
Organism: Neurospora crassa OR74A
Lineage: Eukaryota; Fungi; Ascomycota; Sordariomycetes; Sordariales; Sordariaceae
Exons: 2
Coding region: 1-612 (203 amino acids)
Source: RefSeq, a predicted model, not a curated record
AUGGCCAACGAACAAAGCAUGCCGCUUCCACUAGUGGACGAGCGCAACAGGAAAAUGCUUGAUGCGAUCCACAACGCUCCCUGCAUGAGCCUCCAAAUCGUGCUAUUCUCUCUCUACGCCGAGGGCGACGAUAAUCUGAAGACGCGCAUCGAGGAUCUAGUCCACGACUACACUCUGACCCUUCACAACUUGAACGCCGGAAUCGCGACACCUGCCAGCGAGCUGAGAACUGAGCCAGCGACAGAAGUUCCACUUGCGAGAGAGGAACCAAUUGAUAACACAAUCUAUUGUCCUGUUUGCGGCGAUUACUUUGAUCCGGACGACGAGGACGAUCUGUGCUUCCAUCAUCCUGGCAAAAGGAUCGCCAUCCCCGGCUUUGACAGCGUGGCGUACGAAAAGGAAGUUAGUCCCGAGGCGUACGAAUUCAAGGUAGAGGAAGGCUUGGACACGGAGGAGAAUCGUUUGGUGCCGGUUUGGGCAAGCACUUGGGACUGUUGUGGAGGGGCGGGUGCUUCGAGGGGGUGUGUUCAAAAUGUUCAUGUGGAGUACGUGGAGGGUAUGGAGGAUUGGGACGACAGUGAUAGCUAUAGUGACGAGAGCGGGAACGACUGA